Molecule: messenger RNA, 2759 nt
Organism: Dunckerocampus dactyliophorus (ringed pipefish)
Lineage: Eukaryota; Metazoa; Chordata; Actinopteri; Syngnathiformes; Syngnathidae
Product: tumor necrosis factor receptor superfamily member 11B-like
Exons: 6
Coding region: 55-1341 (428 amino acids)
Molecular function (GO): protein binding
Source: RefSeq, a predicted model, not a curated record
GUGUGUGCGUGUAUUUGUGUGUGUCUCUCUGGCGCUUAUAAGAGCACAUUUGUGAUGGAGUCCACAUCAGUUCACUUUUCCGCAGCGGAGAUGAGCGCUUGGAUAGCGAGCUCCAACCCAGCCAUGAAACUCAUUUUGCUCUUCACCGCCUCCCUCACCUGGGCCUUUCAGCAACAGGCUGCACCACCUAAGUACCAGUACCGCGACCCUGUGACCUCGGACCUCCUCCUGUGCGACCAGUGUCCUCCGGGCACAGCCGUGAAGCGACACUGCGCCGCUGACAGCCCUACGGAGUGCCAAGCCUGCCCUGAGAGGCACUUUGCUGACAACUGGCACUGGGGGAACUCAUGCCAAUACUGCACCUCGGUGUGCAAAGAGAGACAGCUGGUGAAGCAGGAGUGCAAUAGUACUCAUGACAGAGUGUGUGAAUGCGCUGCAGGUUUCCACCUAGUGGUCGAGUUUUGCAUCACACACAGCUCCUGCCCGCCUGGUUAUGGAGUGGCAGCUUUAGGUACACCAGUGAGCGACACAGUGUGCGAGCCAUGUCCUGCUGGUCAUUUCUCUAGCAGCCGCUCCUCAACAGAGCUAUGUUGGCCCCACAGAAACUGCACCGAUUUGGGCAUGAAGAGAUUGAGACGGGGGACGUCCACUUCAGACAGCAUUUGUGGGAACCAAGUCAUGGCAAUUGAUUGUGGUCAUCAUCACACAUUGUGUCACACAGAUGUGUUCUUGUGUGAGGAGGCAGUUUUUCAGUCACUAGCCUCCCUGCAGCUGUCGUCCGUGCCCCUGGAACGUCUAUUGGAGAGUCUUCCGGGCCGGAGGGUGGAUCGCAAGAGUGUGGAGAGGCUGAAGAAGGCCUGUUUGCCACAGCAACGUGUCCUCCAGCUGCUGCGACUAUGGAGGCAGCAGAACAAAGACCAGGAUAAGCAGUAUGGCAUCAUAAAAGGUGUGAACCACUGUGAGCGCAAAAUCUCCCGCUGCAACAGCCUAAACAACCUGACACUUGACGACCUCUUGGAGGUCACCAACAGUUUGCCGGGGGUUCCAGUUCAUCGGGAGCAUGUGUCGGCGGUGGUCGCGACUUGUCUUCCCAAGCAGUACAUCCUCCAGCUUCUCCACCUGUGGAAGAUGGCCAACUUCGACCUAGAUCUGGUCAAAGGUCUUUCUCACAGUCUGAGGGUGCUGCGCAGCAAAGGGGCACCACGUUAUCUUCUAAAAGGCCUGAAGAAGAUCAGCCACAUCAUCGGAUACGCCUCCACUCGCAAGAUGUAUGAAAAGAUGUUUGUUAAUAUGCUUCAAGAUGAACUGUGUUUUAAAACUCUUAAGCCGUUCAAUGAAUAAGAGCAACUACUUUUAGGGAUGGGCGUAUGGCUAAAUGUUCUUAAUUGGCUUUUGGGAAAUUUAUUGAUCAAUUACUUUCAAUGGUAUGCGAGAAUGUCUCUCGGACAUGCAAGUGUUGCAGAAUGAUGUUGCUCAAGAGUUGUACCAUAGCAAAGGUCUUCUUUUCAUAGACGAUGAAUCAGAGGUGCCUCUACUGGUUGCGGCUAAGUACUGCACUCCAUCUUGCCUCAAUAGCUUCCAGUCACAAGUCAUCAACAAUGAAUUCCACAACUUCCCAUCCCUAGUGUUUAUUCAAACUAAACUUCAAGGGACAACAACACUCAAGCUGGAAUAGAUGCACUCUGAAACAGUCACAGUGCGAUUACGUAGACAUUUACUGGUCAAAACAUUAAGUACACCUGAAACAUGAUAUGAGUUCUAGUACAUGAGCUGUAUCCAUAAUGUAAAAUGAACAUCAUCUUUGUGCAUUUCUGAUACAUCUCUUGUAUUAUUAUUAUUAUUAUUCACAUGUGUUGUGCAGAUGUGCCUAAUGUUGUAGAUGUAUGUGGAACAGAUAUGAAGUAGGUCACAUGGUAGCAUUUGGUCUGCAGGAUGCUACUAGGGCAAAUAAAGCUAUACACAAGAAUAUAAAGAACAUCCCUUGCUUCAAUCAGUAGAUAAUUCUGAAACAAGGCAUGUUCAUAACUGUUGCUCUUCAGUAAUUAACCAAAUGCUUCUAAUAAAAAUAGCAAUUACACAUUUGCGUCCUCCAUGCCGAGUAAUUUUGGAAAAUAUUUCAUGGGAACCUUUUUGAGUCUGUGAAAAGUAAUAAACAAAAUUAUUUAAGGUGUAAAUAGCACACAAUUUUAUGGAAAAUGGGCAAGCAAAUGUGUUGUUUUUUCUUAUUGCUUUCUCGCUAUUUGAGAGGAAGGAUUUGGUUUCAUAAUGAAAUCCAGGUAUGAGCUAUAUAAUUGUCUUUUGUUUUGUUUUGUCCGCGACUGCUGGCAAGUAAAGUUCAUAGGAAUUUAGUGUUGUUAUUGUCAGCUUUCUGAAUGUACAAUUGUGUUCUAUUUAAAAGGGAGUUUAACUUUCCAUUCUUUGUAAAGGCUUGUUUUUAUUGCUUUUAAAAAAAAUACUGGAUCCUAAAUGCUGCAACUUCUUGAAGGGAGAUGUGUUUUAUAUUUGGUUUUCUAUCUUUUAUACAAAGAAGUGUCUGUUUCUUUAUGUAUAUAUGCCUCGGGUAACACUAAUGUCGAAUGGUGUGUACAGAUGCUUCAUAAAAGAUUAGACUUUUGUUUCUGCUGUGACUUAUCGUUUCUUAAACAGCUCACAUAGACACAAGCAAUGACCGAUGAUUUAUACUCAGUGGAAAAAACAACAUUUGUGGAAAAAAGACUCGUAAGUAGCUGUAAUAAUCUAACACAACAUGCCAAAUUAGU